UCUGAGCUUGAGCGUCAUCAAUGGCGAUGAGCUCCUCCUCUCUCUUGAUCUUCUUCUCCUUGUUGUGCUUCUCCAUCUCGUCGGCGUUGGCGGCCAAUGUCACCUAUGACCAUCGUUCCCUCAUCAUCGAUGGCCGGCGACGGCUCAUCAUCUCCACUUCCAUUCACUACCCCCGCAGCGUCCCCGAAAUGUGGCCUCGCCUCGUGGCCAUGGCCAAGGACGGCGGCGCUGAUGCCAUUGAAACGUAUGUCUUCUGGAACGGCCAUGAACCCUCCCCUGGCAAUUAUUAUUUUGAGGAUCGGUUCGAUUUGGUGAAAUUUGUGGAGAUUGUUCGCGAUGCCGGCAUGUAUCUCCUACUCCGCAUUGGGCCUUUCGUCGCCGCUGAGUGGAAUUUCGGAGGAGUGCCUGUUUGGUUGCAUUAUGUGCCUGGCACGGUGUUCCGAACGGACAAUAAGAACUUCAAGUUUUAUAUGGAGAAGUUCUUGACGCUCAUUGUGGACAUGAUGAAGCAGCGGAGGUUCUUUGCUUCUCAGGGAGGACCAAUCAUCCUCUCUCAGGUUGAGAAUGAAUAUGGAGAUAUUGAGACUGUAUAUGGAGAGGGGGGAAAGCCAUAUGCUAUGUGGGCUGCUAAUAUGGCUCUUUCCAAGAAUAUUGGUGUACCUUGGAUAAUGUGCCAACAAUAUGAUGCUCCUGGCCCUGUUAUCAACACAUGCAAUUCAUUUUACUGCGAUCAGUUUACACCAAAUUCUUUGGACAAGCCAAAAAUUUGGACUGAGAACUGGCCUGGAUGGUUCAAAACUUUUGGUUCAAGAAAUCCUCAUAGGCCGCCAGAAGAUAUUGCCUUUGCAGUUGCACGGUUUUUUCAGAAAGGUGGAAGCCUUCAAAAUUAUUACAUGUAUCAUGGAGGAACAAACUUUGGUCGCACCUCUGGAGGACCAUUCAUCACAACAAGCUAUGAUUAUGAUGCACCAAUUGAUGAAUAUGGAUUGGCAAGGCUUCCAAAAUGGGCACACCUGAAGGAACUCCACAAGUCUAUAAAAUUAUGUGAGAGCACAAUGCUCUUUGGCAUGUCAACACUUCUCCAUCUCGGUCAUCAGCAAGAGGCUAAUGUUUAUACAGAUUCUUCUGGAAAUUGUGUUGCAUUCCUUGCUAAUAUUGAUGAAGUAAAUGAUAAACUGGUAGAUUUCCAGAAUAGGUCGUAUCAUCUUCCAGCUUGGUCUGUUAGUAUUCUGCCUGAUUGCAAAAAUGAGGCAUUCAACACUGCAAAGAUACGAUCUCAAACUUCUAUGGUAGAUAUGGUACCUGAAAAUUUGCAAGCAACAAUGAAAUCUCCAAGUAAAUUUUCUGGAGACCUUCGGUGGGAUAUAUUCAUGGAGAAGGCUGGGAUAUGGGAAGAGCCUGACUUUGUAAAGGAAACUCUUGUAGAUCAUAUCAACACAACAAAAGAUUCCACAGAUUAUCUGUGGUAUACAACUAGUUUGCAUGUGGAUGAGCGUGAAGAUUUCUUAUACGCUGGAAGCAAAGGAAGACUUAUACUUGAAUCAAAGGGCCAUGCUGUCCAUGCAUUUAUAAAUCAGGAGCUUCAAGGCAGUGCAUCCGGAAAUGGUACAGUGUCACCUUUCAAGCUUGAAACUCCUAUUACUCUGAAGGCAGGGAAGAAUGAGAUUGCUCUUCUAAGCAUGACUGUUGGCUUGCAAAAUGCAGGGCCAUUUUUUGAGUGGGUUGGUGCAGGGUUGACCAGCGUGAAGAUAUCUGGAUUCAGAAAUGGAACUGUGGACUUAACUUCGGCCGUGUGGUCUUAUAAGGUUGGGCUGGAAGGGGAGCAUAAAGGUGUUUAUAAUAUAGAUGGUAGUAGCAAGGUGAAGUGGAUAUCCAUGUCAGAGCCUCCAAGAUAUAAACCCCUAACAUGGUACAAGACAGUUAUAGAUGCACCAAAGGGAGCUGAGCCAGUAGGACUUGAUAUGAACCAUAUGGGGAAAGGCCAAGCAUGGCUAAAUGGAAAAGCUAUUGGAAGAUAUUGGCCAAGGAAAGGUCCUAGGCAUGGUUGCCCUGCAAGUUGUAAUUAUAGAGGCAAGUUUUUUCCUGACAAAUGCAACAAUGGAUGCGGAGAACCAACUCAGAGAUGGUACCAUGUCCCACGUUCUUGGUUUCAGCCAUCUGGCAAUAUUCUUGUGAUUUUUGAGGAGAAGGGUGGAGAUCCAACUAAGAUUGCUCUUUCAAGACGCCGUGUUACUGGAGUUUGUGGCCUUGUAUCGGAGAAUUACCCAUCUAUAGACCUGGAAAGCUGGGAUAGAGGAGUGAAAUUUGAAGAUGGAACUAAAGCUAGUAUUCACUUGAAGUGCCCUGAGAGGACCCAAAUAUCAUCUGUGAGAUUUGCCAGCUUUGGUAAUCCAAGUGGAAUUUGUGGAUCCUACAUCCAAGGGUCAUGCCAUUAUCCACAUUCAGCUUCAGUUGUUGAGAAGGCAUGUCUAAACAAGAAUGAAUGUGUUGUCUCAUUGUCUGAAGCCAAAUUCGUUACGACAGAGUUAUGUGAUGGAGUGACCAAAACACUUGCUAUUGAGGCUGCAUGUGACUAAUAGAUUCUUCUGGGAUAUGACCUCAGAAUUCCAGAGUUUUGCUAAUUGAAGGCUAUCUCAACUUACUUCUAUGUGUCCUUUAUCAUUUUUAUACAUGGCAUGAGUAAACCGACCUAAAAAGUUGGCACAGAGGUUUCCUUUCCUGCAAAGCUGAUGGAAGGUUAUGCCACAUUCUCUAUAUAUCCUUGUUGUGUUUUAUAUACUUCUCUUGGUUAAACAUCAAGGAAAAAGAUAACUUGAAAUAUGUAGGUCUUUUUGACCUCCAUCAAUUGGAUCAUUCAAUUCCAUGCCUUCUCAAUUGAAGGUGUAUUUAUGAUCUUAAAUAAUAUUCCACUUCUAGUGUAA
Messenger RNA from Dioscorea cayenensis subsp. rotundata (Guinea yam), 2921 nucleotides. Its product is annotated as beta-galactosidase 3. The transcript is spliced from 19 exons. Gene Ontology annotation, molecular function: carbohydrate binding; beta-galactosidase activity. The record is from RefSeq and is a predicted model, not a curated record. Gene Ontology annotation, biological process: carbohydrate metabolic process. NCBI's taxonomy places the organism in Eukaryota, Viridiplantae, Streptophyta, Magnoliopsida, Dioscoreales, Dioscoreaceae. The coding region runs from base 21 to 2576 and encodes 851 amino acids. Gene Ontology annotation, cellular component: vacuole; cell wall.